UGUUACAUACCUAACGUCCGCCAUGACAGUCUGAAAUUUCCUUCUUCAGAUCAGAGAAACAUGGACAGCUAUCGAGAAGAAUGUGAUCUUUUAGCAGACAAGGCUAUAACUGUUGCUGUUAUGAAACUGGGCAAAGAUAUAUUGAACUCAAGAAAUCUGUUUGCAAAUAUAAAACAGUUGUCUAAAGAUGGCGUCCAGGAAUGUAUGAGUUACUUGGAAGUUUUUGAGAAAGAACCGCCUUGGACUGUUGAUUGGGAAGCAAUAGAAGCUGGAAGAAGGUUCUUCGUUCGCAAUGCUAUAAUGGGAGGACUAGUAUUGAUGUAUGGGAGUCUUGUUUCAUCUUUUGCUGCAGCUAAAGGAAACAAGGUGUUAAUGGCAACUAGUCGGCUAACAGGAUAUGGAGAUGUGCGUCAAAGAGUUUUUGAGACUCUAGCAUUUGUUAAGGUUGUCAUGUUGAAAGACAAGGAAGCAAUCAAAAAAGUAUGUUGUAGAGUUAGACUUCUCCAUGCAGCAGUCAGGUAUUACAUCACUCACUCCAUGGACAACUGGGACUACAAUGAAUGUGGUCAUCCUGUUAGCCAAGAAGAUAUGGCAGGCACCUUAUCAACCUUCUCGUCAAGUGUCAUACAUGGUUUAGAUUGGUUAGGUAUCACAGGAUCAAAGGAAGAAUGUGAUGGAUACCAACAUUUAUGGAAGUAUGUUGGUUAUCAUUUAG
This is a messenger RNA of Actinia tenebrosa (Australian red waratah sea anemone), 715 nucleotides long. RefSeq lists its product as uncharacterized. The record is from RefSeq and is a predicted model, not a curated record. Gene Ontology annotation, molecular function: oxidoreductase activity. NCBI's taxonomy places the organism in Eukaryota, Metazoa, Cnidaria, Anthozoa, Actiniaria, Actiniidae.